AUGGCUGAGGAGAAGCCCAAGGAAGGCGUGAAGACCGAGAAUGACCACAUCAACCUAAAGGUGGCGGGGCAGGAUGGCUCCGUGGUGCAGUUCAAGAUCAAUAGGCAUACCCCCCUGAGCAAGCUGAUGAAGGCCUACUGCGAGAGGCAGGGCUUGUCAAUGAGACAGAUUAGGUUCAGGUUUGAUGGGCAACCCAUUAAUGAAACAGACACUCCAGCACAGCUGGCGACGGAAGACGACGACACCAUUGUUGUGUUCCAGCAGCAGACGUGA
Molecule: messenger RNA, 273 nt
Organism: Octodon degus (degu)
Lineage: Eukaryota; Metazoa; Chordata; Mammalia; Rodentia; Octodontidae
Product: small ubiquitin-related modifier 3
Exons: 1
Coding region: 1-273 (90 amino acids)
Biological process (GO): protein sumoylation
Cellular component (GO): nucleus
Molecular function (GO): ubiquitin-like protein ligase binding; protein tag activity
Source: RefSeq, a predicted model, not a curated record